Molecule: messenger RNA, 751 nt
Organism: Capsella rubella
Lineage: Eukaryota; Viridiplantae; Streptophyta; Magnoliopsida; Brassicales; Brassicaceae
Product: glycine cleavage system H protein 3, mitochondrial
Exons: 4
Coding region: 90-590 (166 amino acids)
Biological process (GO): glycine decarboxylation via glycine cleavage system; protein lipoylation
Cellular component (GO): cytoplasm; mitochondrion; glycine cleavage complex
Source: RefSeq, a predicted model, not a curated record
UAAGAUCACUCUUUAUAUUUUUUCCCACUUUCCUUUGAGAAAACUUAGACAAAAAAAGUAAACAAACGAACCAGAAAGAAGAAAAAAAAAUGGCAUUGAGAAUGUGGGCUUCAUCUACAGCAAAUGCUCUCAAGCUCUCUUCUUCUGUCUCCAAAUCUCAUCUCUCUCCAGCUUUCUCCAUCUCCAGAUGCUUCUCCUCAGUGUUGGAAGGACUUAAGUAUGCAAAUUCUCAUGAGUGGGUGAAGCAUGAAGGCUCAGUUGCUACAAUUGGUAUCACUGACCAUGCCCAGGGACAUUUAGGAGAAGUUGUGUUUGUGGAGCUGCCAGAACCAAACAGUUCUGUGACCAAAGAAAAAAACUUUGGAGCUGUUGAGAGUGUUAAGGCCACAAGUGAGAUUCUAUCUCCAAUCUCUGGUGAAGUCAUUGAGAUUAACACAAAGCUGACAGAGUCACCUGGUUUGAUCAACUCAAGCCCUUAUGAAGAAGGAUGGAUGAUAAAGGUGAAACCGAGCAGCCCUGCAGAGUUAGAAGCCUUGAUGGGUCCAAAGGAAUACACCAAGUUCUGCGAAGACGAAGACGCUGCUCACUAGAGGGUUUCUUCGCUUUUUCAUGUCCUUCAAAAACAGAGCAAAACAAGAGAAUCCAUGCUAAAGUUUCAACCUUUCACUUAUCAAAUGUUUCUUAGCUUGUACCUGUGUGAUACUAGUUUGGUUUUUAAGAUCAUGCAAUCAAAAUAAUCAGAGCUUUUUAA